AUGUUCUGUGAAACUUGUACGGAUUUUCUUCGAACAAUAGCGGAUGCUCUCGCGAAAGGUGAACCCGUAUUCGGAGAAACUUGGGGAUCAUUCAAACACCAUGCUACUUAUAAUGCCUUCAAGAGGGCGCUUGAUAAAGGCUGUGCUCUAUGCAAGAAAAUUUGGGCACAGAUAGAUGACGAAGCUCUUAAUAUGGUUGAUGAUGAACUUGCAGCUUUCGGUUUGACAUUCCGGUGGCAUUUAUACUUGCCAUGGGGUGAUCAAUCAAAUAUAGCAAUCUGGAUUGCCCCUGCCCCUGACAAUGCAUUCCGACUGAUUUGCAGUAUUUUUCUUACAAAGAUUGAUCCUUCUAAAGAUCGACUAUUGCUUCCUGGUUACCAAGAAACUACCAAUACAGGCUCCGAUGCUUGCUUUGUACUUGCUAAUCAUUGGCUAAAGACAUGUAUGAGUUCGCAUCGAAGAUGUGAACAUCUUCGUCCUCCUUCGUUGAAAGAAUGGACACCGAGUCGCUUGAUUCGCAUCAAAGGUAUCAAUGAUUUAGUCUUAUGUUUGCGAAAGAUGGGGAAUAUCCCCAUAGGAGUAGAUUACGCCACAUUAUCUCACUGUUGGGGCAACAUUCCAGAGACCCAGAGAUUAGUCUUGACAAGUGAGAAUAUCAGUACAUGGACACGAGGAAUACUUGGCCUUGAAUCCAUGAAGACAUUUGAUCACGCAGUUAUCAUUUGUCAAAAGCUUGGGCUGGAAUAUAUAUGGAUCGAUUCUCUGUGCAUUUUGCAAAACUGUCAGGAUGAUUGGCGCCAGGAGGCAUCACUCAUGAGCACGGUAUAUAAAUAUUCCAAGUGCACUAUCACCGCCACAGCCGCAAUCGAUGACACUGCGGGAUGCUUCUUUGAUCGUGAUCUGGACAUCUGUCUGCCCACCAGAGUAGAAUUUUCUCAGAAUCAGAUAUACUUUCGUAGCGCUAGCAAACAAUCAAUACCCAACUCCAACCUUUUGCCAGAAGAUUCUAGGCCUAAAGCUCUACAGGGUUAUUAUGACAUUCAAGAAGAGUUUACCUGGACCAGGGACAUCAGUAAUGCCCCUGUAAACCAGCGCUCUUGGGUUGUUCAAGAGCGCCUUCUAAGUCCCCGAGUUCUCCAUUUUUCAGACAGACAACUCAUUUGGGAAUGUGCAGAAUUGCAAGCCUCUGAAUCGUCACCAUUUGGGACACCUAUAGAGAAAGCAACAAAUUUCAAAACCCUGAGCCCCCUUCAACAUCAGGAUCAAUAUCUCACUGAUCUGGAUCUUGAGGUAGAGACACCAUCUCAAAAAUACGAGCGCUUAACCCGUGGGUUUUUGAUUUGGGACUCAGCUCUAUCCGCUUAUACACGAGGAAAAUUAAGCAAAGGCUCCGACAAGCUCGUUGCAAUUUCCGCCAUAGCAAGGGAACUACAGCCCUUCAUGAGAUGUCGAUAUCUAGCUGGUCUUUGGGAAGUUGAUCUUGUAUUCCAGCUAGCGUGGCGUAGUGGCAAUUCUGUCCUUCAAUCAAGGGUAUAUCGAGCACCAUCAUGGUCUUGGGCUUCAAUUGAUGGGCGCGUUAUCCUUACUUCUAUGUAUCUCUAUUCGUCAAGUGAUUACCUAGUAGAAAUCCUGGAAGUGGUCAUAGAUCUUGUCGGCGAAGACGAAUUUGGUCAAGUUCAAGGCGGUCAUCUAAAACUUCUAGGAAAAACGAUCGAUCUUGAAGUCUUAGACGAAAACGAAAAGCCAGGGCCAGGGCCACGCAAAGUCCUCUUCAAUGGCAAACCCAGAAUUGCAAUGAUAACAGAGGAUGAUGUCAACAUGAGAACUAAGACUUCAAUAAACCAGUUGUACUGUUUGCCUAUCCAUCUACAUUUCGAUCGGAAGUGUUUAUAUCUCAAAGGCCUUAUCCUCGAGUGCGUUGAUGUCACCAGGAACGAAUAUCGCCGUGUGGGACUGUUGGAGUACUUUACACCUAUUUCAGUCGAAAUUGGGUACACCGGGAAAGUUUCCAUAGAAGAUCCAUUUCUAUCAUCUCUUGGUGAUAUUGAACAGACAGGGGAUGACUCACUGGUCUUCAAAAAAGAAUCUGCAGGUUUGCGAGAGAUUACGAUCAUAUAG
This is a messenger RNA of Botrytis deweyae, 2118 nucleotides long. RefSeq lists its product as uncharacterized. NCBI's taxonomy places the organism in Eukaryota, Fungi, Ascomycota, Leotiomycetes, Helotiales, Sclerotiniaceae. The transcript is spliced from 3 exons. The coding region runs from base 1 to 2118 and encodes 705 amino acids. The record is from RefSeq and is a predicted model, not a curated record.